Molecule: messenger RNA, 1328 nt
Organism: Nematolebias whitei (Rio pearlfish)
Lineage: Eukaryota; Metazoa; Chordata; Actinopteri; Cyprinodontiformes; Rivulidae
Product: proteinase-activated receptor 2
Exons: 2
Coding region: 77-1210 (377 amino acids)
Biological process (GO): thrombin-activated receptor signaling pathway; phospholipase C-activating G protein-coupled receptor signaling pathway; blood coagulation
Cellular component (GO): membrane
Molecular function (GO): thrombin-activated receptor activity
Source: RefSeq, a predicted model, not a curated record
UUGUGUGGAGACACGGGACGCUGUAGCAGACGCUGACCGCACCCGGUGCCAGUCGAGUCCAACUCGUCCUGUCGUCAUGUCUUUGAGGACACGAUGGGUCCAAGUGUCCCUGCUGUUGUCCUCCACGCUCACGUGCCUGGCGAUGAAGAUAGAUGGCAAAGGCUUCACGGGUCAAGAGGGAAAUGGUUCAGUGGUGGUUGACGAUCACGUCAAGGCAAUCCUGAACAGCCCACUCACAACUGUUUUCCUCCCGGUGGUCUACAUAAUCGUGUUUGUUGUGGGGUUGCCCACCAACGCUCUGGCAAUCUGGGUCUUCCUCUUCAGGACCAAGAAAAGACACCCGUCCUCCAUCUACAUGGCCAACUUGGCUCUGGCUGACUUGCUGUUUGUUAUCUGGGUCCCUCUGAAAAUAGCAUACCACUUUAACGGUAACAACUGGGUCUAUGGAGACGGUUUGUGCAAAGUGCUGGUGGCCUUUUUUUAUGGCAACAUGUAUUGCUCCAUUUCUUUCAUCGCCUGUAUAAGCGUGCAGCGUUACUGGGCCGUGGUCGACCCGCUGUCCCAGAAGCAGCGGAGAAACUGUGUUGCCGUUUUUGUUUCUGUCACCAUCUGGGUGGUGGUCUGGCUCCUCACGCUUCCUCUCUACCUGUAUGAUCAAGCUGUGCAGGUGCCAAACCUCAAAAUCCAGACCUGCCACGACGUCACCAGGCCCAGUCAGAAGGAGAUUGCCGCAGGAUAUUUCCUGACCAUGGGAACACUGGGAUUUGUCGUUCCCACUGUCGUAUGCAUCAUAUCCUACGUCCUCAUGCUGAAGGCUCUUAGGAACAGCUUGGAGGACGCCACAGUUGCCAAGAAGCGCCAAAAGGCUGUAGUCCUGAUCAUCACGGUCUUGGUGAUGUUCCUGGUCUGCUUCACUCCCAGUAACAUCAUGCUGCUGGUGCACUACACCCUCCUACUGAACAACGCAGUCAACAACAUGUACGGGUUUUACAUCACCACCCUGUGCCUGGCCAGCCUCAACUGCUGCGUGGAUCCCUUCAUUUACUACUUCAUCUCUGAGGACUUCAGGAACCACGUCAAGAACACGUUCAUGUGCAGGAGCGAGAGAACCGUGGAGAGGAUGAGGGUCUCCUUCAGCGCACUGAAGUUCUCCAAAAAGAGCAACACGUACACGUCAGAAACACCGAACACACGGAGCACCGAGUGUUAGCCGGGCCCUUGGUUUCAGAUUUACUCUCAGGUGGAAGAAGAAUGAAGAAGAACGUGCAUCUCCAGGUUUGAUGUGCACGGAUAUCUGCAAACAUCACAUUAACUUAAUGUGUGUGUGG